Messenger RNA from Tarenaya hassleriana, 1655 nucleotides. Its product is annotated as F-box/FBD/LRR-repeat protein At1g13570. The transcript is spliced from 4 exons. The record is from RefSeq and is a predicted model, not a curated record. NCBI's taxonomy places the organism in Eukaryota, Viridiplantae, Streptophyta, Magnoliopsida, Brassicales, Cleomaceae. Gene Ontology annotation, molecular function: protein binding.
UUAGCACGAAAGUCCCAAUUCUUAAAAAAAAAAAAAAAAAAAAAAACUUUCUCCGUCGUCUCGAUGAGAGCGAAGUCUCUGAAUUUUUUCUUUGGCCUGUGAAUUUCGUCCAUACCUCCGAUCAAAGAACUCCAUAAACUCACAAGGAGACGGUAAUCGUUUUCAGUUGAUGGUAUGGUUUGCGAAAGAUGGGUGAACAUUUGUCUAUGGACCUUAUAAGUGAUCUGCCUCAGAGCAUUAUUGAGAACAUUCUCACCCGCCUCCCCAUUAGAGACGCCAUAAGAACGAGCGUCUUAUCGAGCAAAUGGAGGUAUAAGUGGUCUACCCUUACUCACCUUGUGUUUGACGAGAAAUGCAUCACCCCUUCCAACGAACGAGGCCUUUUGGAGAACAACCUUGUGAGAUUUAUAACCGGAGCCCUUCUUCUUCACCAAGGUCCCGUCCACAAAUUCCAACUCUCGACCCCGUCUCUGCAAUGCUGUCCAGACAUUGACCGGUGGCUGCUCUUUCUUUCAAGGAAUGAUAUCAAGGAGCUUAUUCUUGAGUUAGGGGAAGGCGAGUGGUUUAGGGUUCCUUCAUGUGUCUUCAAUUGUACAAGACUAACCCGUUUGGAAUUGUGCCAUUGCGAGUUUGACCCGCCUCAGAUUUUCAGAGGGUUUUCGCAUUUGAGGAGUCUUAGCCUCCAUCAAGUUCUCGUCGCCCCUGAAGUGAUUGAAAGUCUUAUCUCAGGCUGCCCUCUCCUCGAGUUCUUGUCAUUGUCCUACUUUGACAGUUUGGUUCUUAGUAUAUCAGCUCCUAAUCUCAAGUACUUGUAUCUGGAUGGCGAGUUCAAGGACAUUUUUCUUGAAAAUACCGUCAAACUAACGUCCAUAUCAGUUUCCAUGUACAUGAAUGAGGAUUCGGCUGAACAUUUUGAACAAAGUUCAGCUUCCAAUCUUAUUAAGUUCCUUGGAGGUGUGCCCCUUCUCGAGAAGCUUGUUGGCUAUAUUUACUUCACAAAGUACUUGAGUAUAGGCGAUGACCCUGGAAGGCUACCAGUUACUUAUAUGUAUCUGAAGACCAUAGAACUUUACCAAGUAAGCUUUGAAGAUGCAAGUGAGGUACUUGUUGUUCUUCGGCUGAUCACCCACUCUCCUAAUCUAAGAGAGCUCAAAAUUUCGGUAUUCUCUCUCUCUCUCUCCCCUUUCAUUUCUUGAUGAAUGCCAAUGGAUUUUCCUUCACUUAUUCAAACAUCAAACAUGUUCCAGGGUUCGAAAGAGUGUUCCGACUACAAACUACCAAAACUUAGAUACGUGAAGAUCACCGAUGUGUCUGGCAUCAGGAAUGAGCUGGACUUCAUCGGAUUCUUGCUCGAGAACUCUCCCUCACUUGAGACAGUUCUCAUCACACCGUGUUUUUCAGAUGCAGACGCGAAGGUAGAUAUGCUCAUCGAGCUUCUCAAGUUCCCUCGUGCUUCUCCCCGAGCUCAGAUCCUUUUCCUUCAAGACCGGAGCCUCUGCUGCUGAGUGCGGUCAGAUGUCUAACAUAACAAUGUUUGGUGUAAAUCCCAUGGAAAUGUAAUGUGAAACUGAUAGUGUGGAUCUUCAAAUUCUUUCAUUAAACUUUCGGCAAAAAAGAAUCAUGAAUGUGAAGCCAGUUUUUCACUGAAUCCUAUA